Hibiscus syriacus is the source of this 288-nucleotide messenger RNA. Its product is annotated as heavy metal-associated isoprenylated plant protein 39-like. The coding region runs from base 10 to 288 and encodes 92 amino acids. The record is from RefSeq and is a predicted model, not a curated record. The transcript is spliced from 2 exons. Gene Ontology annotation, molecular function: metal ion binding. Lineage: Eukaryota; Viridiplantae; Streptophyta; Magnoliopsida; Malvales; Malvaceae.
UUUUUGUUAAUGCAGAAGAUUGUGCUGAAGCUGGAUUUGCAUGACGACAAAGCCAAGCACAAGGCUUUCAAAACAGUCUCAACUCUUUCAGGAAUUGACUCCAUUGCCAUGGAUAUGAAAGCGAAGCAAUUGACGGUGAUCGGAACGGUUGAUGCUGUGAACGUGGUGAGCAAAUUACGCAUGAACUGGUCGACCAGUGUAGUGGCGGUCGAGCCAGCGAAGGUGCCGGAGAAGAAGGGAGAGCCAAAGAAGGAAGAGCCAAAGAAAGAAGAGGAACCCAAGAAGUAA